Molecule: messenger RNA, 1569 nt
Organism: Penicillium expansum
Lineage: Eukaryota; Fungi; Ascomycota; Eurotiomycetes; Eurotiales; Aspergillaceae
Product: Dyp-type peroxidase
Exons: 8
Coding region: 1-1569 (522 amino acids)
Cellular component (GO): cytosol
Molecular function (GO): heme binding; peroxidase activity
Source: RefSeq, a predicted model, not a curated record
AUGGCGACCCCCGACAAGAAAAAUAUUCAGGGAGAUAUAUGGCCUCGUCUGCCUAAGAAGUUCGAGACUUUCUACUUUUUUCGAAUCACCCAUGUAGAUCGUUUCAAAAACCACUUGGCCAAGCUUGUCCCAUUGAUUACCACAGCUGACGAUGCCUUCAAGAUGAGAGAGGACCUAUAUAGUAAAAAGGCAAACGGCACCCUGGCGGGACUGAUCAAGUUGUCAGCAGUCAAUGUUUCCUUUUCUUCUAAGGGACUUGCUAAGCUCAAUGCGGAGGGAUUUUCUGAUGAGGUUUUCAACAACGGCCAGUAUCAGGAUAUGACCUAUCCGGAGGCUGGUCAAGACCCGAAAAAACAUCAAGGCUUGGAUGAUCAACACGAUUGGUACCAUCAUUUCAAACCAAGAAACGGAUGGAUUGAUGGUGUGUUUAUUGUCGUUGGCGACAGUGCCGCGACAGUGAAGAGAACAAUCGAUAGGUUGAUUGAGGGGAUUUUUGAGGUCGGUAAAGGAGGCCAAAGCUUGCAAAGAGUCUGCUCCCAGAGUGGCCAUGUUCUGGACGAUGACAGAGAACACUUCGGGUGGGUGGACGGCCUUUCUCAGCCCGUUGUGAUCGGUUUGGACGAUCUCGAGAAGAAGAAGAAUCCGGAAGGCAUGAAGCCAAUUCCGGCUGGUACCAUCCUUGUCGGAGGUGACCAAGAUACCAGUACUACCCCAGCAUGGGCCAAGGAUGGUAGCUUCAUGGUUUAUCGUAUCUACGAGCAGAGGGUUCCUGAGUUUAUUUCAUGGUGUGCCUCAAAUAUUGAGAGGAUCAAAAUCGACAAGGGCUUUUCGGACCAAGCCAAAAAAGAACUUCGCCUAUUUUCAUCACGCGUCAUGGGACGAUGGCCUGAUGGAGCUCCAUUGGAACUUCAUCCAACCGAUGACCCUAGCGUGGUUCUCGACCACGAACCCAAUGAAAACGUCAGAAAGCUGAAGGAAAAAUGGGGGGCUGAUUUUGACAAAAAUUGGAAAGAGCAGGAAGUUAGAAACCACACAGACAACUUCAAUUACAAUGCAGAUGACCAGACAAAGUGUCCUUAUGCGUCGCAUAUUCGCAAAUGCGGUCCCCGAGAUGACCACCCCUUCUACCACAAGCAUCUUAUGCUCCGCCGAGGAAUCCCAUAUGGAGACCUCACAUUGACACCUGAAAAGGAGGGUGGUGUCUCGCAGGUGGAGCGUGGCCUUUUGUUUGUUUCCUACCAGAGCAGCAUCCAGAAUGGGUUCCGCACCGUGCAGAAAGAGUGGGCAAAUAAAGCGGAUGGCCCCGACGACAAGUCUGAAGAAUGCGGAGGUCUCCCACAAGGGAUUGACCCUAUCAUCGGCCAAGUUCCUCCGCAUCGCCGCGAUGACGACGAAGUUACUAUGUACAAGAGUCCUGCCCCUCUGGUAAACCUGCCUGACCCGAUGUUCCCUCCCCCAAAGGAAAAUACAAAGACUGUUGGAAUUAAUCGAUUCAUUAUUCCUCGUGGGGGUGAGUACUUCUUCUCGCCGUCAAUUUCGGGCAUGAAGGACCACCUCUGCAAGGCAUAA